GAAGCGUCUCUUUCCCCCCUCCCUCUCCACUCUCCACCGUCCUUCCUCGCUACCUCGACUUUCUCCGCCAUUGCCUCGUCACCAUGGCCUCUGCUCGCUCUCUGAUGCGGCUGGGGACUGGCCGUUCCCUGGCCUCGGCCGCGCGGUCUUCCGGAGCCAGCCGUGCCUUCUCGUCGACCCCUCUGCAGUUUGCUGUGAAGGAGGCCACCGCGACGGAUGUUCCCAACAUGCGCCAGGCCCAGCGUCCUCCCCAGGGCCCUCUCCGCGCUCCCGUCAUCAACCAAGCCGACAAGUACCAGGACAAGGCCGAGAGCCUGCACCAAUACGGCCAGUAUGUCAUGUCGUGCUUGCCCAAGCACGUGCAGCAGUUCUCCGUGUGGAAGGAUGAGCUGGCCCUUCACAUUGCCCCCGGCAGCGUGUUGCCUGUGAUGAGCUUCCUGAAGAACCACACCGCCGCCGAAUUCACCCAGGUCUCCGACAUCACGGCGGUCGACUACCCGACCCGCGACCAGCGCUUCGAGGUCGUCUACAACCUGCUCAGCGUCCGCUACAACUCCCGCAUCCGGGUGAAGACCUACGCCGACGAGGCCAGCCCCGUGCCCAGUAUCACCGGUCUGUUCGAGGGCGCUCUCUGGUACGAGCGUGAGGUGUACGACAUGUUCGGCGUUUUCUUCUCGGGCCACCCCGAUCUGCGCCGCAUCAUGACGGAUUACGGAUUCGACGGACACCCGCUGCGCAAGGACUUCCCCUUGACCGGAUACACGGAACUGCGGUACGACGAGGAGAAGAAACGCAUUGUCAUCGAGCCGCUCGAGUUGACGCAAGCCUUCCGGAACUUCGAGGGAGGUAGCGCUGCGUGGGAGCCCGUUGGUCCGGGCAAGGACAAGACUCCUGAAUCGUUCAAGCUUCCUACCCCCAAGCCCGAGGAGAAGGAGGAGGAAAAGAAAUAGAGCAGAGAUGUAAUCGUAUUUGUUUCUUUCUUUCCUGUUUGUAUGUACAUACCAGUCUACGAGUGGAAUUCAGUUUGUUGGGAUUUUCAACGAGAUAUGUAGAGCUGUACGAGUAGCUGGAGCUCUACGAACCGAGUCGAGCACUCAGCAGUAUACGAAUAAACUCACCACAGAAUCGCCAUUUCCUCUCCCAAUUGAUCAAAUUAGCAAAGUCAAGGAGCACAAUCAACAUAAAAAAUAAAGUACACCCAUCAACCAACCAGAAAAGCCCGAUAGUAAGACAGUCGCCAGAGCUACGACACUUCUUGGCACCUCCGAACCGCAGGAAGG
This is a messenger RNA of Aspergillus melleus, 1280 nucleotides long. RefSeq names its product complex I 30 kDa subunit family protein (gene ALI1). NCBI's taxonomy places the organism in Eukaryota, Fungi, Ascomycota, Eurotiomycetes, Eurotiales, Aspergillaceae. Gene Ontology annotation, molecular function: NADH dehydrogenase (ubiquinone) activity. The record is from RefSeq and is a predicted model, not a curated record. Bases 84 to 950 code for a protein of 288 amino acids. The transcript is spliced from 3 exons.